Messenger RNA from Drosophila innubila, 4705 nucleotides. It is a transcript of the gene rk, whose product is annotated as leucine-rich repeat-containing G-protein coupled receptor 6. Gene Ontology annotation, cellular component: membrane. Lineage: Eukaryota; Metazoa; Arthropoda; Insecta; Diptera; Drosophilidae. The record is from RefSeq and is a predicted model, not a curated record. Gene Ontology annotation, molecular function: protein-hormone receptor activity; G protein-coupled receptor activity; protein binding. The transcript is spliced from 15 exons. The coding region runs from base 1 to 4104 and encodes 1367 amino acids. Gene Ontology annotation, biological process: G protein-coupled receptor signaling pathway.
AUGGAAGCAGUGUGCCGGCGCCGCCGCAAACUGCGCAGCGACGCCGGCAGAGCAGCAGUAACAGCAACGUUAACAACGUCAACAACAACGGCGGCCGGGUUUCAUUUGCUGCUGCUGCUGUCGUUGCUGUUAGCUUCGUUGGCAGUACCGGCAACAGCGAUGUCGACUUCGAAGUCGGCGUUGGCGUUGUCGUCAACGUCGAUGCACUUGAACGCAACUCCAAAAGUUGACAGCGUCCAUGAAACCAAAGAAAUUCGAAGUUCGACAAAGCAACUUAGUGAAAUUAAUGUCAAUAUUGUGUCAAGCACGCCCACUGCCACGCCCACGGGCAUAAGGGAGAAUGUAAUGCUGUCCUCAUCGGACUCUGAGCGAGAGGCACAAAUUCUCUACGAGAAGUCGCUGCAGGAAUAUCACGGCACACAGAUUGCUACGGAAACAGCGACAUUCAUUAUCCCAGCACAGCGUUCCCUGCACAGUGUCUGCGAGCUGUGGCUGCAGAAGCAUUGUCACUGCACCGGCACCCUGGAGAACCUCAAAUUGAGCUGUCGCAGCAUUGGAAUCCUUGCGGUGCCAGUCAACUUACCCAACGAGGUGUUCCAAUUAGACUUGGGCAACAACAAUUUAACCAAACUGGAAGCAAACUCAUUUUUUAUGGUACCGCAUCUGGAGGAGCUAACUUUGUCCGACAAUAGCAUCAUUAAUAUGGAUCCUUACACGUUUUAUGGACUGGUCAAAUUGAAGCGUUUAAGUUUGCAAAACUGUGGACUUAAAUCGUUGGCUCCGCAAUCAUUUCAAGGACUCGGCCAACUUGUCAGCCUUCAAUUGAAUGGCAACGCCUUGGUCAGCCUGGAUGGCAAUUGCUUGGGCAACCUGCAGAAACUGCGCUCCUUGCGCCUUGAGGGGAAUCUCUUCUAUCGCGUUCCAACAAACGCUUUGGCCGGACUCAGAACACUUGAAGCACUCAAUUUGGGCAGCAAUUUGUUGACAAUAAUAAAUGAUGAGGACUUUCCGAAGAUGCCAAAUUUGAUCGUGCUAUUACUGAAGCGAAAUCAAAUCAUGAAAAUUUCCGCGGGCGCUCUUAAGAAUUUAACGGCUUUAAAAGUUUUUGAAUUGGAUGAUAAUUUGAUAAGCAGCUUGCCGGAGGGACUCAGCAAAUUGACGCAGCUGCAAGAGCUUUCAAUGACAAGCAAUCGUCUGCGCUGGAUAAAUGAUACGGAGCUUCCACGGAGCAUGCAGGUGCUCGACCUGAGAGCCAAUCCAUUGUCCACAAUCACAACUGGCGCAUUUCGUGGCAUGUCCAAGCUAAGGAAACUCAUAUUAUCAGACGUGCGCACUUUAAGAAGCUUUCCCGAACUUGAGGCCUGCCAUGCCUUGGAGGUACUCAAGUUGGACCGUGCUGGCAUUCAAGAAGUGCCAUCGAAAUUGUGUCGUCAAACACCAAGACUGAAGAGUUUAGAACUUAAGACCAAUUCCCUGAAAAACAUCCCAAAUUUAAAUAGCUGCAGAGACUUAAGGCUGUUAGAUCUAUCGAGUAAUCAAAUCGAAACACUGCAAGGACGACCGUUUUAUGGCCUGAAACAGCUGAACGAUCUGUUGCUCUCCUACAAUCGUAUCAAGUCAUUGCCACAGGACGCCUUUCAGGGUAUACCCAAGCUACAGUUACUUGAUCUGGAGGGCAAUGAGAUAACAUUUAUACAUAAGGACGCUUUUGCAAGCUUCACAGCUCUAGAGGAUCUCAACUUGGGCAACAACAUCUUUCCACAUCUUCCUAAGGCAGGCCUAGGUGCUCUACUUCAUCUGAAGACCUUUAACAAUCCGAAACUGCGAGAAUUCCCACCGCCUGACACCUUUCCACGAAUUCAGACUCUCAUUCUUUCUUAUGCGUACCAUUGCUGCGCCUUUAUCCCACUGGUCGCCAUGUCCGCCCAGCGCAAGACUUCCCAAGUACAAGAGGCGGUGCUCUUUCCCUCCGAUGCCGAAUUCGAUAUGAAUCUCUGGAAUACCACCAUGAUGAACAUAUGGCCUCAGAUGUACAAUCUUAGCAAGCAGCUGGGAGCUACAGCUCACGAUCUGUGGGACACCCCCAGCUAUAUGACCAACUACAAAUAUGAGGACUCACAACAGCUGCCCACUGGGAGUCAAUCCUCUAACGGCUAUAUGGAGGACUAUUUUGAGAACCAUGAUUUGAGUGGACCGGGAACUGGAUUUGGGACGGGUCUGUUUAGUGGUAUUACAGCGGAUGAUCUGCAGCCGGGCUCGGUACAAUGCUUACCAAUGCCUGGUCCGUUUUUGCCCUGUGCGGAUCUCUUUGACUGGUGGACACUGCGGUGUGGGGUCUGGGUUGUCUUUCUGCUAGCAUUGCUCGGCAAUGGGACAGUCGUCUUCGUGCUCGUCUGUUCCAGAUCUAAGAUGGAUGUACCCAGAUUUCUAGUUUGUAAUCUAGCUGCUGCUGACUUCUUUAUGGGCAUCUAUUUGGGCAUCCUGGCCAUUGUGGAUGCAGCCACACUGGGUGAAUUUCGCAUGUUUGCCAUACCCUGGCAGAUGUCGUUGCUCUGUCAGCUGGCUGGGUUUUUGGCGGUGCUCAGCUCCGAGCUGUCGGUCUACACGCUGGCCGUGAUUACACUAGAGCGUAACUAUGCCAUCACCCAUGCCAUACACCUGAACAAGCGUCUGUCCCUGCGACAGGCGGGCUACAUCAUGAGUGUUGGCUGGAUCUUUGCCCUGAUUAUGGCUCUGCUCCCACUCCUUGGAGUCUCGGAUUACCGCAAGUUUGCGGUGUGCCUGCCCUUUGAGACGACAACUGGCGUGGCCAGCUUGACCUAUGUGAUCAGCCUGAUGUUCAUUAACGGCUGUGCCUUUCUCACCCUCAUGGGCUGCUACCUGAAGAUGUACUGGGCGAUUCGUGGCAGCCAGGCUUGGAACACGAAUGACUCGAGGAUUGCCAAGCGGAUGGCCCUGCUUGUGUUCACGGAUUUCCUCUGCUGGUCACCAAUUGCCUUCUUCUCCAUUACGGCCAUCUUUGGACUGCAGCUAAUCUCCUUGGAGCAGGCCAAGAUCUUCACAGUGUUUGUGCUGCCGCUGAAUAGCUGUUGCAAUCCGUUUCUCUAUGCCAUCAUGACGAAGCAGUUCAAGAAGGAUUGCGUAACACUCUGCAAACAUUUCGAGGAGACACGCGUCGGUGGUACAACCGCCGCACGUGCGGCACGUGGCAAGCGUGGAGGCGACCUACCACCACCUUUGCUUCCUGCCACAACAGUGGCUCAUCCGCCUGGCUGCCGCUGCCUGAGAAUGCUGCCAAGUGAGAUGCCCAAUUGGCAUAAAAUGGAGCGGUCGCCGACGCUGUGGCAACGCCUGAAGCGCUUCUGCUGCGGCCAACGUAGACGCAAGCAGCGACGUCAGCCGCAGCAGCGUCGCCAGCGUGCCUACACAGCUGCAGCUGCGAAUCCCUACCAAUAUCAGUUUGCAGAGUUGAGGCAGCAGCGCAAGAAUCGCGCCAGCUCUAUCUCCAGCGAGAACUUCUGCAGCUCACGCAGCUCGAGCUGGCGACAUGGCGCCAACUCAUCGACGCCGGCGCCUCAGUCCAACUGCAGCAUGCCACUGAAACUAAUGGAUCCUGGUCAGGGGCAUGCACACGGCCGGCGACGCCACUCUGCCUGGCUAAUUACCAGAAAGACAUCACAGGAUUCAAAUUUGUCCAGUUCGCGCAACGAUUCUUCGGCCUCGGCCACAACAGCCAGCACCUCUACAUUCCGUUUGUCGCGUUCAAGUGCCGGAAGCAGCACUCCGUUGCCCUCGAUAAUUGCUCACAAUGGCAAACAACAGCAAGAGACUCUGAGCAAACCUCGUCUGGUGCGCCAGGAGGCAGUGCAGGAGGAGGAGGAUUCAUCGCCACCUCGUUUGGGAGUGCGGUUUCUGCCCACCAUUCCCUCUGCAGCAGAUAGCUCGGUUAUUUUGGAGGACGGUGACUCGGCCAAUACUGCCGCGGGAAGUGCUACAUUUCUGGGCAUGCCCCUACCUGGUGUCUCGAGUGGAUUUCUGGUGACGCCAGCAUCUCAACUACAACCGGAGAAUCCGCCACCAGCACCGAAUGAUGCACCACCAUGACCAAACGGUUUUCAAGGAUUUUGGGGCAGCUGGCGGAGGCAUCGGAGGAAACCUCAAGCAGAGACUUUUCUCUAGGGGUUCAAUGGGGAACAGAAAGCUCACUGUGUUCAUAGACUGUAUUGGUGGAUUGGGGAAAAAACCAGACUAAAGGUUCAUAGUGUAAUAUCGGGGCAGACCUCGUGUUGCACCUAUGCAUAUAUACAAAUAAUAUUAAGUAGUCAAUUUGUUGAAUUCAAGUCGAUGGUUAAAUUUAUAUUACCAAGCAUAAAGAAAUGUAAGCAUUUUGUAAAAUUACUUCGAUUAUUGCAAUAGUCUAAGAAAAGUUAAACAAACGCUUUUCGAUAAAAGUAUUAUGUACUACAUAAACGUAUGUAACUUAUUACUAGAUGUACGCUUUAGGUUAGACCCGUAUCUAUAGACUAACAUACACCACAUACCUGGUAUAGUAUAUAGUAUAGUACAGAGUUUAUAUAUGUCUAUAUAUAUAUAUAUUUCAAUAUACCGAAAAUGCUAAGCAUUUCUCAAGCUACCAAUUCGAUGGAAACUUGAUACGAAACGAAACCAAGCCAUAAAUAUAUUGAAGUUUAUCUAUUGAGAGUAA